ACCACUGCCCGACUCCUGCGGGCCGUGGUCAGGCAACGCGGCGCCCCCGAGAGUCAGCCAGAAACCGGCAGGGGCAUAUCGGGUAAUUUGAUUGUGGAUCCUGGCGGCACAACAACGGUGGUUUUUGGAAGAGGUCGGCAAGCGCGACAGCUUAGGGGCGUGGCCUGUGAGCUCGGGAGGGGUGGUGGGAGUGGCCAGGCUCAGACGCCCAGCCCGAGUGUCCGGCAGGUCCAAACUUGCCCCUGUCGGGCCAUGCCUGGGGACUCCCCAUCGAUUUGGGAUCUGGUAGAGGAGCACGUUCCGCUCCCGGAGCUACCCGAAGUGAAGAGGAUUCUGGGGGAGACGACGGUGGACCUGAGCCUGGAGCUGCGGGCAGAGUUCUCCUUGCAGGUGAUGAUGUUACGGUCCCUGCUGGAAGAGGCUCGAUCCUCCCAAGCCCCUGGCUCUCGCCGCACCUCUGAUGCCUCCUCCCUUCUGGCACCAUCGCCCUUGCUAAGAGACCUCGUGCGCCAGGAACUACGGCAGCUGCUCCAAGGUCUUCGCCAGAAAGCCAUCUAUGAGGGCAGGGACCAGAACCAGGCCUGGGUCCAGUAUAGCCCCAGGGUUCUGCGCUUUGCCUUGGAGGAGUCCAGGUGUGAUUUUCCAGCACAGGAGAUAUUCCAGAUGAGAGCUGGUGAAUCCAGCAGCUGUCACAGGGACUUCAUUGUCAUCAAGGACCAACUGAACAUGUCCAACAUCGAUCAGGUUGCCGGACACCUGCGGGGCCUCCUGGAGGAGGAGUGUCACACCUUGGAGAGGGAGAUCCCUAUUCUGCAGCGCUGCCUGGAAGAGGAGUACACAGGGGCAUCCCAGCCCUCUGAAGCAACCCUAGAGCCCACCCUGGCAGAACUAAAGGAACAGAAGGCGGCCAUGCAACAGGAGCUGCAGACACCCCUGAGGCCUCCUUGCGUCGCCCCGAGCCACAGGCAGCAGCCCUUGGGGUCCUCCAGCCAGGGCCUCAGAUCCUCGCCUUACCUCUGCGGAGCUGCUGGAGUUUGGGCCAAGCCUCUCCAGCGAUAUCUACCUGCUCCUCCUCUGGAACACAGGCCUCAAGGCCUGGCUGCCACCCACCGCUGGGGACGGAAGCUUCAGUGCAGCCCCAGAAGGCCAGCUUCCACCCCAAUGUCCAGUGCGGUGCCCCAGGCCCCAACCUGACGGGCUGGGCACAAAGGCGGCUUUGGCUUCUGCUGGAACUCGCCCCAUCUGCUACCGCCACUUCUCAGUUGCCAUGGCCCAACCUGCUUCAGAUCUGGUCUUGGAUAGGACCCCAAGGCUGUCCGUCUG
Phyllostomus hastatus (greater spear-nosed bat) is the source of this 1323-nucleotide messenger RNA. It is a transcript of the gene CCDC24, whose product is annotated as coiled-coil domain containing 24. The transcript is spliced from 8 exons. The record is from RefSeq and is a predicted model, not a curated record. NCBI's taxonomy places the organism in Eukaryota, Metazoa, Chordata, Mammalia, Chiroptera, Phyllostomidae. The coding region runs from base 253 to 1194 and encodes 313 amino acids.